CAUUAUUGAGGUUGUGAGGCGAGGCAUACAGGCUGUGAAUCAGUGGACCUCUCCCGCCCCUGGUCCACUGCAAACUCUCCCGCCAAUCUCCGCGCACGCAGUCUGAUGGCAGCGGCCAAGCUGAGACGUCCUGCUGAGGCCAGUGUGACCUUUGAGGAUGUUGCUGUGCACUUCUCCUGGGAGGAAUGGAAGCUGCUUGAUGAGGCUCAGAGACGCCUGUACCUCCGUGUGAUGCUGGAGAACUUUUCACUUAUAUCCUCUCUGGGUUGCUGCUGUGGAGCAGAGGAUGUAGAAGUGUCACAGACAAGGAAUGCCAAGGCAGCUUCGUCUCCCCAGAAGAGCCACCCCUGUGAGGGUUGUGGGACAGUCUUGAGAGACAUUUUCAGCUUGUUUGAGCAACAUGGAACACAACAGAGCCCAAACAUGCUGUGGUGUGGGGCAUGUGCAAAACGAUUUCAUUUCAGUGCAAAGUGUCACCGACACCGGGACAUGCACAUGGGACAGAAACCCUUCAGAAGUAGUGUGGACAGGGCCUCAUUUGUGAAGAACUGUAGAAUCCAUGUGUCAGGGAAGCCCUUUAGCCGUGGUGAGGUUGAGAAGGACAUCCUGGCUAGCUCGGGAAAUGAGCAGCAACAGAACAUCCAAGUGAAGGAGUCAAACACAGGGACCCAGUGGGAAGCAACGUUACAAAACAGAAAAAGUCAGUACACCUCAGAGGAAGGCAAGAAAGCCUUUAACCCUCAACACAUACUUAUUCAGGACCAGGCUGUUAAUACUGGAAGACAGUGUUUUGUGUGCAGUGAAUGUGGAAAAACAUUCAAGUACAAAUCCUCAUUUGUCACGCACUGCAGAGGCCACACUGGAAAAAACUUUCCUGUGAAUAGUGAAAGUGGAAAAUCGUUUAGUGAAGCCUCAAUCCUCCAUGAGCAUCAAAAAAUUUAUACUGGAGCAAGGCAGUUCAGGUGCAACAAAUGUGGAAAAUUCUUAAGCCUCAAAUCUGUCCUCAUUCAUCCCAAGGGACAGGAAAAUGCAGAAAACAAUUACAUGUGUACUGAAUGUACUCAGUCAUUUAGCCAUAGCUCAGUGUUUAAUCAGUCUCAGAGAGUUCAAAGUGGAGAAAAACCUUAUAAGUGUACUGACUGUGAAAAAUCUUUUAUCUCUGUUGCUGCUCUCAGUUAUCAUCAAAGCUCUCACACAGGAGCAAGGCCUUAUGAGUGUAGUGAAUGUGGGAAAUCUUUUACUAGGAUUUACAACUUUCGUUGUCAUCAAAGACUUCACUCUGGAGAAAGACCUUAUGAGUGCAGUGAAUGUGGGAAAUGUUUCACCUGGAAAGGAAGCCUUCAUUAUCAUCAGAGAGUGCACACAGGAGAAAGGCCUAAUGAGUGCAGGGAAUGUGGGAAGUCUUUUAACACUAACUCUGCUCUCCAUUAUCAUCAGAGAGUUCACACAGGAAAAAAGCCUUAUGAAUGCAGUGAAUGUGGCAAAUCUUUUACCCGGAAUAACAGCCUUCGUUAUCAUCAAAAAAUUCACACAGGCCAAAGGCCUUAUGAAUGCAAUGAAUGUGGGAAAUCUUUUACCUCCCGCCAAAACCUUUGUUUUCAUCAGAGAGUGCACACUGGAGAAAGGCCCUAUGAGUGCAAUGAAUGUGGGAAAUCCUUUACCCGUCCGCACACCCUUUAUUACCAUCAGAGAGUUCAUACAGGAACAGGGACUUACAAAUGCAGUCAGUGUGGAAAAUCUUUUGCUUGUAUUUCUAACCUCCGUUGUCAUGAGAGAGUUCACACAGGGGAAAGGCCUUAUGAAUGCAGUGAAUGUGAGAAAUCUUUUGCCACAAGCUCUGCCCUCCGUUUUCAUCAGCGAGGUCACACAGGAGAAAGGCCUUAUGAAUGCAGUGAAUGUGGGAAGUCAUUUAGGGGUAGUUCCCAAUUAAAUCUACACUGGAGAGUUCACACAGGAGAAAGGCCUUAUGAGUGUGGUGAAUGUGGGAAAUCUUUUAUCAGUAAUUCUAAACUUCAUUAUCAUCAGAGCGUCCAUACAGGAGAUAGACCUUAUGAGUGCAGUGAAUGUGGAAAGUCAUUUAGGCGUAGUUUCCAGUUAAGUCUACACCAGAGAGUUCACACAGGAGAAAGGCCUUAUGAGUGCAGUGAAUGUGAGAAAUCUUUUACCAGUAGCUCUGCCCUCCGUUAUCAUCAUCGAGGCCACACAGGAGAAAGGCCUUAUGAGUGUGGUGAAUGUGGAAAGUCAUUUAGGGAUACUGCCCAAUUCAGUCGACACCGGAGAGGUCACACCGGAGAAAGGCCUUAUAAGUGCAGUGAAUGUGGGAAAUCUUUUAUUACCAGGUCUAAACUUUAUUAUCAUCAGAGAGUUCACACUGGAGAAAAACAAUGUGCUGGGACUGUACAAGUUUCUGUUCUGUGUAACAAACCUUGAGGCAAUUUUUGAGCAGCCAUCUGAAUUCAGACUCUUACAUAUGAAUAUGCAUAGUGGGGAGAUUUCCCAUAGACUUCAUUUAUAUGGGAAGUGUGUGUAAAUAUGUUGCACUUUCUGAAUGGCUAUUCCUAGGUUUAUGUUGCAGCUACAUUCCAUGGCUAAAGUCUUUUCACCUCUGUCACAGGGCAGAUCCACAGAGUUUGUGUCAUUCAACACCCUAAUGUGCUCAGGGAAGCUGACCUCUGGUCUCAUGAAUGUUGUAGCAAAAUAGAAAUGACUGGAGCCUCCAGGGGGUUAGCUUUUUCUUAUAUGUUUAAUUUGUACAUGGAAGUGUGUCUGUGUGUUUGUUGACCCUGAGAAUAUUGUGAGUACCACUUGCAUAGAAAUUACUAAUUUUUCAGGGAUGUUUUCAUCUCAUGUGAUACUUGUGAUGAGGUUUUUCAGUUUCUAGUUCAUGAACUUGGGAAGUGCCAGUUGCACAUUGCUUUGACUUGUACAAUAAUCAAGGCCUUAUUGUUUUAAGUUUCUUUAAUUUUGGUUGUUCUUUUCAUAAACUGAUUUGGAGUCUAUAAACAUGAAGAGGUAAACAACUUUUUAGGGGUCUUAAUCUUUCUCUGCUUACCGAGGGCCUGUAUGAUGGCAGAAAAUAACUGGCCAAUUUUGGCCAAAUUUGCAUAGCUGUCCACAGCUUCCUAGGAAGGACUGAAGGGCUUUCUGGCCCUGAUUUGGGUGCUCUGUGUUUUAGGAGUCUUUAAGAUGACUGAGAAGAAGACAGGUUGAGAACCUCAGGCACUUGUGAGAGUAGCAUGGUUAUUAGCACUGUUGAGAGUAUAUCUUCCCCCGGUCUACAGAAAGUCUUGUGCCCUGACAUCCACAAUUCAUUGGACUAGAGUCACUGAAAGGACAAAAACAAAGCCCCUUUCAAGAGCUCUCUACCAGCACUAGCUACUUCUCUUCCUUUGAGUCUGCCAGAUGUAAUUAACUAUUGUUUCUCUGAGCCUCUAUUAUCAGGACUGAAUAGAUUACUGAGAAAUAUCCCCCACACAAAUGUUUUAAAACUUAAACAAACAAGACAUACAAGACCAGAGCACCUGAACCCUGAACACAAAGACAACAGCAAUACAAACUGAAGCUGCACAGUCAGCCUGAAAGCUGAUUUACAACUAAUUGUCAUGACUAUCCAGCUAUAGCUCCCUUCUCUUUAUCACUGAAUAAAAACUUAAAGCCCCUCCAUUUCCCUGCUGGUGUAUCUCUUCCCACCAGCCCCUUUCCUUCUUGAAAAGUAAAUAAAAGUUUU
This is a messenger RNA of Phyllostomus hastatus (greater spear-nosed bat), 3727 nucleotides long. Its product is annotated as zinc finger protein 883-like. Gene Ontology annotation, biological process: regulation of DNA-templated transcription. The record is from RefSeq and is a predicted model, not a curated record. NCBI's taxonomy places the organism in Eukaryota, Metazoa, Chordata, Mammalia, Chiroptera, Phyllostomidae. The coding region runs from base 106 to 2430 and encodes 774 amino acids. The transcript is spliced from 3 exons.